AUGGAUAGAGAACAAGAGCAAAUGCAAUUCUUGGGCCUCUUCGGCAUCUUCAAAGAAAGCUUCAAGAUCAUCCACUCAUGGCGAAAGAUCUUCACCCAAAUAACUCUAACCUUAAUCCUCCCUCUAACCUUCAUCUUCUUGGGUCACCUCGAGAUCUCAAAUUCACUCUUUCAAGACAUCAAACAUACAGAAUUCGAAAAAGACUUUACACGUCCUGGUACCAGAACAUACAAUAAGCUCUCCGACACACUCUCAUCGGAAUGGAUAACUUUCUUGCUCUUCCAAAUCGCCUACUUCACCAUCCUCCUCAUCUUAUCCCUCCUAUCCACCGCCGCCGUCGUCUACACCAUCGCCUCCAUCUACACCGGCCAAGAGUUGACUUUCAAGAAAGUAAUGAGCGUCGUCCCAAAAGUCUGGAAAAGACUCAUGGUCACAUUUUUAUGCAUGUUUGCAGCUUUCUUCGUUUACAACUUCAUCGCAGUACUGGUAAUGUUCAUCUCUAUGGCGAUCUUUCCUUUUAACGUUGCGGUUGUCGUCCUGUUCGUCGUCUUGAUCAUUUACUUGAUUGGGUUUGUGUACAUGACUGUGAUUUGGCAACUGGCGAGCGUGGUCUCUGUUCUUGAGAGCUCGUAUGGGUUUAAAGCUAUGAAGAAGAGCAACGAUCUGAUCAAGGGAAACCAAGGAGUUGCCAUUCUUAUCUUCUUUAUGUUGAAUAUGUUCUUCAUACUUGUAAAGUACUUAUUUGAAAUAUUCGUUGUUCACGGAAGCUCGUUGAACAUGGAGGCAUGGAAGAGGGUUGGAUUCGGUUUCUUGUGUUCCCUACUGCUUUUAACAUUCUUUCUCUUCGGGCUCGUCAUCAAAACGAUACUUUAUCUGGUUUGCAAAUCGUAUCAUCAUGAAAACAUCGAUAAAGGAGACCUGUCCAAUCAUCUUGAAAGUUAUCUCGGUGAUUACGAGCCUCUAAGUGGAAAAGAUGUUCAGUUAGAACAAUAUCAAGUUUGA
This is a messenger RNA of Lactuca sativa (garden lettuce), 1002 nucleotides long. RefSeq lists its product as uncharacterized. Lineage: Eukaryota; Viridiplantae; Streptophyta; Magnoliopsida; Asterales; Asteraceae. The record is from RefSeq and is a predicted model, not a curated record.